Sclerotinia borealis F-4128 is the source of this 1035-nucleotide messenger RNA. NCBI's taxonomy places the organism in Eukaryota, Fungi, Ascomycota, Leotiomycetes, Helotiales, Sclerotiniaceae. The record is from the annotation of a GenBank genome assembly.
AUGGAAGAAAUUAAGAAGCUAUAUUUAACACGACAAUAUAAACAGUGCACCUCACGAUGCAUACAAAUUCUCGAUAGCAUCACAGAUCCAUAUCGAGUUCAUCCUCUUAAUUCACUCUUCCUAUCCUUUUAUUGUGCCACUUGUUUAGAGAUAACGGCAUCGAAUCUUCACAACAACUCUCCUCAAAAGCUUUCGCUUCUCCGAGAUUCUUUGUCAUUCUUUCAGAAAGCAGAAGAAUAUAUCACAUACGCAGAUAUUCCCAUCGAAAGCAACGAUCUGUCACCGGGCAAUAGAUCCUCUUCCGCAUCAUCUACGUCAAGUGCUCGUUCUUCUGUGGAUUCCGUAUUUUCAUCAACAUCAUUCCCUUCCACCGCCGAUGGACUCUCACCUGUUUUCUCACCCUGUUCUUUUGAGGAUGAUGUUGAAAAGACUCCCACACGCAGACGCACACUUUCCGAAUCAUCGGUCGCAUCUACGCAGUCGACACAUUCGGCAGACACUACCACUGCACCAGAUAAACCCGCACCACUUCGCGUUAAAAAGAAAGUUUCUUUCUCGCCAGCAUCACCCACAUUGAUAACCACACAAAACCCCGAAAACGUCUCAAGAAUUAUCGAAACUAUUCCCCGAGCAAUUCAAUAUCCAAUCACACCUUCUCGACCUACAAUCUCGUCCAAAUAUCAAUCACCAACCCCGGACCACCCCUCCCUCAACACACAUCUCACAAACUACAAUCUCAACCUCUCAUCUCUCACAACACAACUCACAUAUCACAUCACCCACAUCAACCAUCUCAUCAACAGCAUACAAGGCAUCCGCAAAUGUCGACGCAGCAAUCAAUCCUCAUUCGCACCUUCAUUAUUUAAUUCUUCUGGCGACCUAAAUAACAAUGAUAGAGAGGAGCUGAAGAAAAGAGAAAUUCGAGAAAGAAUUGAGAAAUUGAGGAAUGCGGGCUGGGAGAAAAAGAGGUGGGAUGGCUGCAGAUAUGAGGCUUUGAGGGAGAAAGUCGAGCAUGAGUUGAAUGGUUGGAUAUGA